Molecule: messenger RNA, 2341 nt
Organism: Ictalurus furcatus (blue catfish)
Lineage: Eukaryota; Metazoa; Chordata; Actinopteri; Siluriformes; Ictaluridae
Gene: ndp
Product: norrin cystine knot growth factor NDP
Exons: 4
Coding region: 508-924 (138 amino acids)
Biological process (GO): Wnt signaling pathway
Source: RefSeq, a predicted model, not a curated record
AGUGAGUGAGUGAGUGAGUGAGUGAGUGGGGAGAGGAGAGAGAAGAAGGAGGUUUAAAAGCAAUUGUUAUUGAAGCAUUUCUACUUCAGUCCAGGGAGGUACAGCUGGGGUUGGAUAACUGGAGAGCUGAGAGGAACUGGAGAGAAGGAAUUUCACAGUUCUAAUGGCGUAGACGCUGAGGCCCCUCACUAAGCCUGUGAUACCUUGAUCAAAAAGCACCAUAUCCUGUUUUCAGAGGACAGCACACAGGGGACAGUUCAGACCAGAGGACUGCUGCGUGGCAUCAGCCCUGGACUGCAAUCCUGGAGAGAAAGAAACACACAGACAGAGCUAAAGGAGAUGGCAGUGCAUAAAGACCAAAUCCACCACACACUCCGAUUUACCAAUGUGCCAACAGAACUCAGGGAAAGAGCUGUGAAGUUUCCUCUGUAAGUGAAGAGGCUCCAUCUCUGUUCAUUUUGUUGCUGGGAAAUUUCCUCACCUUUGCAUUGGUGUCAAGGUGCCAAUAUGAGGAACACAAGCACAUUUAGCCAGCCAGGGAUUGUGCUUCUGCUGGUCACAUGUCCUCUGCUGAGCGUUCUGCAUGGAGUUACCUGUAAGGCUGAGAGUGGACACCUUGGGGACUCUGAUCCUGACAGGUGUAUGAGACACCAUUUUGUGGAGACCAUCACACAUCCCAUCUACAAGUGCAACUCCAAGAUGGUACUCCUGGCUCGCUGUGAAGGUCACUGCAGCCAUACAUCUCGUUCAGACCCUCUCAUCUCCUUCAGCUCUGUUCUUAAGCAACCAUUUAAAAGUACAUGCUUCUGUUGCCGCCCGCACACCUCCAAACUGAAAGCAGUGCGUCUGCGGUGUUCUGGUGGUACUCGAAUAACUGCCACCUACCGGUACAUCCUUGCAUGCAGCUGUGAGGAAUGCAACUGAAUGGGCUUGCCAAGAAGAAGGAAAUGGCUAAGCCCCAUUUUACAUGUGUUUUAUUGCUGUCCAUAUUAAACAAAAUUACACGAUUCAUUAGCAGUGCUGGUAUGGACGAAGAUGAAGCCAGCAGCAUAAAAAUCAAAGAAAAGAAACAUUCACGAGUCGAUUGCACCUGGGCCUGGUCUCUGCCAGUUGAUUAAUUUCUAAUGCAUUCCACUGCUUUGAUCACAGCAUGUGAAAAACUAUGGAUGCUGGAAACAACUUUGCAGUUUAGGGGCGUUAUGAGAGAUCGUAGAAGCCCGUUCCGGGCUGGAGACAUUCCAACGAAAGUGAGAGAACUCUCGGGAAUUGUUCACAGGUUGCAGAGAUGCCAGGGUAAGGUCUCUGUUGCAGAUGUUGGACAUUGUAAUGUCAGUUCUCGGCCUAUAAGUGGAUAAUGGCCAUUUAAUGUAAGUCUGGUCAAAUAUCGCAUGCAUGGUUAAGAUAGUUACAUUGAACAGGACUGAGUUAUCAAAGGAAUAUUAAAUUCAUAAUGACAGAAAUGCCCAUGGGACUCCUAUGUUAAAAUCACAAAAGAAUGCUGCAUUUAUUUAAGUUAGCAUCAGAAUUUCAUUAGUUUCCAAUAAGAUGGAGCAGCCUUCUAUAAAAGUCUUUGUCGUGCUUUGCUGUAAUUGUACCCUUUGUGAAGUUGUACAGGGUUUGUAAUUAUGGAAAAGAAAAAAAAAACAACCUGACAGCUCUGUUGGAUCUAAUAAAUGACUUCCUUUUGUUUGUACACACUGCCUGUAUGCUUUAAGCCAUCUUGUUAGACAUAUUACGUGACCUUAUAUAAUUAUCUAGGUGAAGACCCAGAAUGUUAGACAGAACCUUAUACUAAGAUCAUGAUAUGCUGUGAUUUUCAGUCAGGCCACAAUAACUAAUCACUAAUUUGACAGCAUGACACAUUGUGCAGAUGAUGCUUAUGAGUUCUCUUCAUUUCAUGGUGGUUCUGAAAGGCUUCUCCUGUUAAACAUGCAAUGAAUGUGACACUCAUUUAUGUAAUUAUCAUAGCCUAAGAGAAUAUAUUGUGCAUAAUUCUAUUCAUUCUUCUGAGACAGUUCUCUGUGUUCUUAUCCUCUGUGAAACGAAGUGAAAAUUGAAAGAUAAAUUAUUAUUCUACCAAAUAGAAUAUGGUCUCAACAAGGCAUCCCUAGAUCUAACCAGUCCAUAUCUAUGUUCUACACAGCUGGCUCUCAUUCUGUUGUCCCAAAACUGCCAUUACCAAUGUUUUGCUUGUUCUGAAAUACAUUAUUUAAAUCACAAAGAUAUUACACACGCAUAACUUAGUGUUUAUAGUCUGUGCAACAAUAAAAAAUCCUUUGCAACCAUUCAAUCCACCAAAGACUGCAAGAUCAUUUAGAUCCUCAAUAAUAGGCAAAGCUCU